Molecule: messenger RNA, 3099 nt
Organism: Phanerochaete carnosa HHB-10118-sp
Lineage: Eukaryota; Fungi; Basidiomycota; Agaricomycetes; Polyporales; Phanerochaetaceae
Exons: 2
Coding region: 1-3099 (1032 amino acids)
Biological process (GO): exocytosis
Cellular component (GO): cell tip; Golgi to plasma membrane transport vesicle
Molecular function (GO): guanyl-nucleotide exchange factor activity
Source: RefSeq, a predicted model, not a curated record
AUGGCCUCUGCUCAUAACCAUGUUGACGACGAGAUGCACGAACUGACACAAGAGGCAGACUAUCUGGACCAGACUGUCAAGGUCGACCCGACUCCAGUCAACGGCCACAAAGCGAAGAGGGAGACAGGCGACCAUGAUCCCGACGCCCAGGCGCAAGUCAUCGACUCCCUUCGCUCCCAGAUCCAGGACCUGUUCUCUCAGGUCUCGCAGCUGAAUAACAAACUCGUCAAGUCAUACGACCGCGUCUCAGACCUUGAAGAUCAGUUGCAUCUCGCCUCCGACAAUCUGCGCAAUUCUACGCUCAAAGUCUCGCAACUUGAGCUCGAACACGCACAACAUGUCUCUGCGCUGAGCACCGGGCUGCUAGUGGAGAAAUCCCACGUCACUACCGAGCUGACACGUCUCAUGGAGAAGGCGACCGAAGAGGCUGCGAGGGCGGGAGAGGCGGUGAGCGCACGGAACGCCAUUGAGAAGGACCUGGACGAUCUCAGCGCGGGACUCUUCGGCCAAGCGAACAUCAUGGUCGCUGAAGCACGACUGGCUCGAGCUCGCAGCGAACGCAAAGUUGAGGAGACAGAGGAGGCUCUAAGGGGUGCAGAGGAGAUUGUAGGUGUCCUGCAAACUCAGCUGCAAAGUUUGCAGGCGGAGAAGGAGGAAUCUGACAGGAAAGCGGAGGAGAUGCGUGCAUUUGUAGGUAAGGGGAAGUGGGUAGAGCGUCCCCAUGCAUCCGGUCGCGCACCAGGAGUCCGCUUGCUGUGCUUGCAUGCACCAUACGGCGAAUAUCUCCAGCUGAUCGCACACUUACGCUCGCUUCGGCCUUCCACUCCGCACCCUCCUGCCAUGUCAACCCUUCUUCCUCAGCCAUUCUUGGCUAGGCUUGUCGCAGAAGACUCCGACCCAACUGUUCGUCUGGAUCUUGCACCACAGUUAAACUGGCUUACUCGCCGUUCAGUGAUCUCCGCAUUGUAUAGCGGGCAGUUGUCAGUCGAGCCAAUGUCGACUACUACUCUCGUGGAAGAGCUCACACCCUCACUGAUACCCGGAAACCAUCAUACCCACAUCUCUUGCGCCAUGUGUGGCACGACUAUCAUGGAAGCCCCGAGUUCGCCUUCUCGUCCCUCGUUUUCCCCUGUGCGGACCGCUUCUGGAGGCAAGACAACAUGGACUCCUGGACUGUUGAAGACUUCUUUGGUGCAGAGUUUCACCUCUGCAUCCUUUGGACAAAACUACUCGCAACCCACAACGCCUACGAGAUCCGCAUUCGGGCCUCUGGCGCAAGUCUACAUCUUUAGGCUUGAGAAUAUGUCCUCGUCUGGCUUGCCGAUCGGUGGGACCCCUCAGCAGGGGGCGCAAGCUCGCCCUCCGACGAUUUAUCCUCUUUGUGCCUCUGGUUGGUGUCUUACUCGGCUGCGUACUACUUGUUCGCUGUGGGCGUUCAUUCGGAUGAACGUCGUGGAGAAGGUCUGGGAAGAAGAGCCUUACGGCCCAUCGUCUAAGUUGGGCUCUCCACGCCGCGCUUUGACUCCUGAUCUGCACGGUGACAGUGCUGAGAGGCCUCAAGCACAGUCAAGGCCUUCUCGUAUAGGAAUUGGCGCACUCUGGGGCUCUAUGUCUCGAUCAUUAAGUGGGCCUAAGACAAAGUCAGAACCGACGCCGACAGGAAGAGCAGAGAGUCCCCAAAUUAAAGAGGUCCAUGAAGAGUCUGCAAAACCAGGCAUGAAUAAAUCGUCGCCUCCUAUGCCCCCGCGCCGUCUCCCACCUCUACCUCCUCGUAACUUGCCGCCUCCGCCCCCUCGUAACCUGCCUCCGCCGCCCCCUCGUCACCCACCGCCCGAGGAAACGGCACCCAAGCCUUCCGCAGCCCCUGCAGGGCCACCACCUCCGCUUCCCAAGCGCAAUCGCCAGCGUGCAGCAGAGCAGGCUCAGGGUGAAGAAGAUUCGUCAGCACCAGCUGCUAUCGCAGGUGAGCACACGGAGGCACCACUUGCCCCCGCCUCUCUCUCUCCAAAGGAAGGAGAUUCAUUGGCACCAGCUACUUCUAUAGAUGAUGGCAUAGAAGUGCCAAAUGCUUCUCUUUUAUCCCCUCCAGAGGAAAUCGAAGAUUUCACGACUCCGGAGGAAGAGCUCGCAGCGCCACCUAUGGACCGAGCCCCGACGCCUACCUCAGUUCCACUACCCGAAUCCGUGCCAGCAUCGCCAACACAACCUGAGGCACCAGCACUACCUCCGGCCCCGUCGCAAUCUGAGACCACUGCGAGGCCAGAGACGCCGCCUUCGGCGACGUCACAACCCGAGACUGUUGCAAGAUCGGAAACACCGCCUCCGCAGUCAUCCGACGGCAAGCCGCCUGUUCCGCCGAGGGCUUCUGCGCGUAACAGCAUUGGAGCGCCGCCCCCGCUUCCCAGGCGGGCGGCUGCCAGGGCCCGACCCAUGUCCAUUAGCUCUCCUCUUGCGACCGAGGUCACCAAGGACGACGCAGAAACUCCUAAACCGGAGCCGAAGGAGGACGGAGCUGAUGUUCAGGCCCCCACUGCAGAGUCCCUCCAGGAGGCCACGCUGAGCGACGGCGCUCCUGCGGCCGAUCAAGCUCCCACCGACGCUGGUGAACAUGAAUCGGCAGCUGCAGCUACUGAAGAUGACGUGAAGCACGAGUCUGUCUCCGCCAUUCAUGAGCCGCACACCGAUGGCGAGGAUGCAGGAAGCACGAACGAGAAAGCUGGACCUGCUUCGUCGACAGAAAACCUCCCUUCUGCCGGGGAGACCAACUCUCUUGCGCUAAAAGGUCAUCUUGACGUUCCUACACCUCCGGCAGCAAACAGCGAGACCGCGAGCGUGGCGCCGUCCUCCGUCCACCACUUCGAGUCCAAGGAGGGGUCGCUUGAGGAGGUAUCAUUGGUGAAUGUCUCCGAUACUGCACCAGAGGAGACGCGCGUCCUCGACAGUCCGGAUAACGGCUCGGAAACGGUUCAGUCCGAGGUCGAGGAUAUGGGUGACCCAGGCAUUUACGUUGGUAACGCAAGCUGGGAGGAGCGCAUGUGGAAGGAACUUGUCAAGCUAAGGGAGGAGAUGUUCUGGGCACGGAUUGGAGGAGUCCGGUAA